Messenger RNA from Dentiscutata erythropus, 202 nucleotides. The record is from the annotation of a GenBank genome assembly. NCBI's taxonomy places the organism in Eukaryota, Fungi, Glomeromycota, Glomeromycetes, Diversisporales, Gigasporaceae.
AAGAAGAAGAAAACAUAAUCGAAGAAGAAGAAAACAUAAUCAAAGAAAAAGAAAAAAAAUAAUAGAAAAAGAAGAAAUAAUAAAAGAUAAUGAAGUAAUAGAAGAUGAAGUAAUAGAAGAUGAAGUAAUAGAAGAUGAAGUAAUAGAAGAUGAAAUAAUAGAAGAUAAAGUAAUAGAAGAUGAAGUAAUAGAAGAAGAAGAA